AGAACGUGGCUAACCCCCAAAACAGCGUUAGGUAUUCGAAGCGGUCAUUUAGUGAAGCUUGUCAGCGGAUGGUCCCUAAACCGAGUUGUGAAAGAAGCCUAAAUUCAUCAUCGUCUUAUGUUUAAAGUAUUUCGUCCCCGGCUUCCUCGACUUAUACGCUCGAGACACACAAACAUGCUCUACGACCACGAGGACGAACAUGCAUCGAGUUCUCCUCCAGCAUCCCAUGAACUCCGAUGUGUCGCAGAUACCAAUCGUAGGCCUCGGGAUCCCAUUGGAUGAAAAAGCCCCAAAGGGUGGGAUAUGGCAACACCGCGCAGUCAUAUUAUCUAACUUUAUAGGCACUGGUCACUUACAGCUCGCAUGCGUUGGGUUAUCCCUUAUUUUACUGUUGGUAUGUGCCGCUCGGGUUAAUGGCUUGUAUGGCCGCAUUGUAAAGCCCCGUGACGCCCGAAUAUGUAGGCCGUAUACACCGCCCGAGUAUGCCAUUACGCAAAUAGUCCUUCUUGCGGCAGCCUUAUCUCUGACGUUCUACUCCAAUCUACAAAAUGGGUCUUGGACGGAAUCACUUGCUUUGGGCUAUCUGCUCUUCUUGGGUAUUUCGCAAUUCGCCUGGAGGCUGAAGGCUACCAGCAUUCCUUUACGCUGCCACGUGAACUGGAUGGUAACGAUUUUUACCAUUCUGGAGGCUGUCAGGCUCCUAUCGCCCAUCGCAAUUAUUGGUCCACAUAAUCGCCUGUCAAGUAUUGAAUAUGCUAAACUCGCCUGUCUAGCAUCAGCAUUUAUGGCUUCAUUCGUCUCUCCGCGCCCUGUACGAAGAAAAGAGCCAAAUCCCGAGGGGCAGGGUAUAAGUGACGUGAACGCUGAUCCAUCUGCCGAGGAAACCUGUUCGUGGUUUUCAUAUUACAUUUCGUACGGAUGGCUCACAUAUCUCAUGGUCCGGGGUUUCUCCCGGGACUUGGUCAUGGACGAUCUUCCCUCUCUUCCGACAUACGAUGCGCCGACGACAUUACUACAACGUAUGCGGAAGGCCCGGUUGAAAGGUGGGAAGACUUUCUGGACCCUCUGUCGAACGUUUCGAAACGAUAUCAAGACAAUAAUGCUCUGGUCAGUUGCAACGGCGAUGACAGAGUAUUUGGCACCGUGUGCCAUGUUCUACCUGCUGGGCUACCUCGAAGACCCUGACACAACCGUUGCUGUCGUUCACCCCUUUGUGUGGAUUGCGCUCCUAUUCUUAGGGCCUAUGGCCCGUUCUAUCUGCUAUCAACGAUCUAUAUUCGCCGGCACGCGGCUCCUUGUACUAUCAAAAGCGACCAUGAUUCAGGAAAUAUACCAGACAAUGUUAUGGGCCAGAGUGGACAAUAGUAUACAAGAGAAACUUGACUCGCAUAGCGAAAACGGAUCUGGAGAUACAGAAACAACGGAUAAAAAUGCAAAUUCUGUCAAGAUGGAAAGCCUUUUGUCAUAUGAUGCCGACGCGAUUGCUAAUGUGACCGACAUAUUCUAUUCGCUGACAGCAAGUACAGUAUCGGCGGCAAUAGCUAUGACAUUUCUAUAUCAGCUGCUAGGGUGGUCAUCUCUCGUUGGCGUUGCAGUUCUCCUAUCCUUAACCGCGCUCCCUGCCCGACUUUCUGGACGCCAGUCACGAUUACAUGGAUCGGUAAUGGAGGUGACAGAUAGUCGACUAUCAAGAAUUUCUGAAUAUUUACAGUCGAUUCGGACUCUGAAGUUUUUCGCGUGGGAAGAUGUGGCAGCCAAGAUGAUUAACGCAAUUCGAGCCACGGAGCAACAACGAAUUUGGAAGCGUAACGUAACCUCUAUGCUCAUUUUCAUGGCUGGCGAUAUGCUCUCUCUUGUCAGUCUUCUCGCCAUGUUCACGUCGUUUGUCCUCUUUACAGACCGACCGCUACGAGCUCCCACGGCUUUUACAGCACUAUCUCUUACAGAAAUAUUGCGUGCGCAGUUUGUAUGGCUGUCCAAGGUCAUCCAAUGGGUAGCACAGGGCCAUAAGUCAUUGCAACGAGUCGACAAAUUUUUCGAACUAGCCGAAGAAAGGAAACGUCUCCCAGCUGGCCCUCCAGAGCUUACAAACGCGACUUUCUGCUUGACACGAUCAUCUGGAUUCCGACUCCGCGAUAUAUCUAUUUCAUUUCGCGAAAAAGCCCUGAAUGUGGUAACGGGUCCAAUCGGCAGUGGCAAAACAUCCCUGCUGCUAUCGCUCUUAGGCGAGACAACUCUCGAAAAUGGAAAAGCAACCUGCCCUCCGGACGUAGCCUACGUGCCACAAACAGCUUGGCUACAGAACAGUACCAUCCGUCAGAAUAUCCUGUUCUAUAGCCCAUAUGACGAGUGCCGAUAUAAGCAGAUCCUCUAUGCUUGCGAUCUCGUUGAAGACCUGGAGCAGUUGCCUUCCGGCGACUUGACACAUGCCGGGGAGCAGGGUUCCAGCCUUUCGGGGGGUCAAAAACAAAGGAUAUCACUAGCAAGAGCGUUGUACUCGUCGUCUUCAACCCUUCUCCUAGACGAUGUAUUCUCGGCACUAGACACCCACACGACGUCGAGAGUUUACGAGCGAUGCUUCCGCAGUGGACUUUUAGACGGUCGGACAGUCAUUCUAGUAACACAUUUUACCACUGCUAUAGAAGAUGCUGAACUCGUAGUGUCGUUGGCUCAGGGGAGAGUUUCGGAUAUGAAAACAAACGCUAAAAGCCCAUCUAAAGAUGCCAAGUCGUAUUGGACAACGCAUCAGCAAGAGGGCGCAGCUGACUCUUCAUCGCAAUCAACUACGAACCCUCCCACAGGAGGAAUUUUUGUGCAGAGUGAAAGUCCUGACUUAACGCAUUAUGAGCCUCAAGAGGCGGCCGUAGACGAUACAGCAAGAGAUGAAAAGAGGGCGUCGGGGCGCGUCCCACGUGGAUUCGUUGUUCGAUACAUGCUACUAUUUGGUGGCUACGUCGCCGCUAUCUUAACGGUCAUAAAUACCUUCCUCGUGCAGAUAGCCUACUUCUCGAUCACUUUUUGGUUGUCUAUCUGGACUGGACUAUCAGCCAAACCCGACUACUUUUCCAAAGCGACGACGUAUCUCCUUAUUCAUAUCGGCACGGUUAUGGCAUUCAUAUCCCUUCAGUUCCUCAAUAACUACAUCUACCAGCGGGGAGGGUGGAAAGCGGCGAAGACCAUGCACGAGCGCUUGGUUGUUGCUGUCCUCAAUGCUCCUAUACCUUGGUACGACAACACCCCUGUCGGUCGUAUCAUUAACCGGUUCGGUGUAGACAUACAGUCUAUGGAUAGUCUUCUAGUCGACUGGUUACGCAUGGCACUCGAUAACGGGAUCAGGCUUGUUCUGCGAUUGGCGAGUAUUGCAUCCAUCAUGCCCAUUUUCGCGUUACCAGCGGGCUUCUUCUGCCUCCUCGGCUUUGCUACCGGGGAAGUUUAUGCACGAGCCCAGAUUUCGAUCAAACGCUUAUGCGCCGUGCAAAACUCGCCUAUAUUCUCUCAUUUCACCGACUCUGCUGGAGGUCUCGCGGUCAUUAGAGCCCGUCAGCCGAUGGACGAUGUCUUCCAGACGCUUCUUGCCGACAAGCUUGCCGUGUACAUGCGCGCGAUGGAGGCUCAAUACAACUGCAACCGCUGGGUCUCGAUUCGCUCGGACUUUUGCGCUGCUACCGUUGCGGUCGCGGCCGGAUGCAUAGCCUACUAUAAAUCUGGGUCUCCGGGUCUCGUCGGUUUCUCACUGACUAACGCUAUUGGCCUAAGCCAGACUAUCUUAACGUUGGUGAGGAACAUCAACGAGUUGGAGGUGGAGUUGAAUUCGUUUCAGCGGGUAUCCGAGUACGCAGAAGUCGAACCCGAGGUAAACCCCGAGGAAGAGAAGACAAAGGGGACUGAAGUGCCCGCAGCUUGGCCGACGACUGGCCAUGUGGAAUUCAAGAACGUGACUGUUCGCUACUCUACGGAUGGCCCUGACAUCCUGCAGGAUGUGAAGAUUAACGCACUGCCGGGGCAGCGAGUCGCUAUCGUCGGCCGUACCGGUAGUGGCAAGAGUACUAUUGCACGCUCGCUGCUACGCUCAACACAUGUGGUUUCCGGUAGUAUCGUGAUUGACGGCGUCAACAUCGUCAAUAUCCCCCUUAAGCGUCUCCGGGAAAGCAUCAGUUUCGUGCCUCAGGACUCGGUGAUCUUCUCCGGGGACAUCCGAUCGAACCUCGACCCGCUCGAGCACCUCGACGAGGCAGAGCUGUACAAAAUCCUUUCAGCAUGCGGUCUAACCGAGAUGUACGACUCAGACAGCCGGCAUCCCACCAGCGGCGUUUCGGCCAAUACCCAAGUAGCGGCCAACGGCAAGAACUUCAGCAACGGGCAGAGGCAGAUCCUCGGGCUCGCGCGCGCCAUGUGUCGUCGCUCCAAAGUCGUUGUCUUGGACGAGGCGACGGCUUCCGUCGAUCACGAGACGGACGUGCGUAUGCAGCAGAUUAUUCGGUCGGAGUUCGCGGGCUCGACUAUCAUAACCAUCGCUCACCGUCUGCGGACUAUUAUCGAUUAUGACCAAGUAAUUGUAAUGGAAGAAGGAAAGGUUAUAGAGGCUGGAAUACCUACGGAGUUGAUUGACAUUGAAGGCGCAUUCUGGGGUAUGUUAAAAAAUAGCGGCGAAUAUGACGAAUUGAUUGGAUUGGCGAAGAAAACCUAUAGCUAGUUGUAGGCAACAUAAAUAAAUAAAAUAAUUGCAUGAGAGGUACCUAGGUAGAUA
Messenger RNA from Daldinia caldariorum, 4747 nucleotides. Its product is annotated as abc transporter. Gene Ontology annotation, biological process: transmembrane transport. The transcript has 4 exons. The record is from RefSeq and is a predicted model, not a curated record. Gene Ontology annotation, molecular function: ABC-type peptide transporter activity; ATP hydrolysis activity; ATP binding. Gene Ontology annotation, cellular component: fungal-type vacuole; membrane. Lineage: Eukaryota; Fungi; Ascomycota; Sordariomycetes; Xylariales; Hypoxylaceae. The coding region runs from base 200 to 4693 and encodes 1497 amino acids.